AGUCAAUAUUUUCUUUUAUGACAGAAUUCACUGGACAACAAAGUCUUUGGACGACAUGUGGCAUACCAAGUUGUAGCUGUAGUCUUACGAUAUGCUUUCCUCAUGUUUUGCUAUUUAACAUAGUUAGAAAUUAUUUACUUUAAUUGUUCAUUUCCUUUAAUGUGUGUGUGUGAGUGGAUAUUUUAUUGAUAGAAGAUGGCUGCAGCAAGAUGGAUAAUAUGCAUGCUUUUGGCAUUAAUGAGUAUGUGUUUGGUUUUCUGUAAUGCAAAACGUGAAUUAAAGAUUAAAGUUUUGAGAGUAUCAGAAGAUUGUAAAACUAAAGCUGCAACUGGUGAUCGAGUUGUUGUACAUUAUACAUGUAGAUUAAUAGAUGGAACAGUCCUAAGAAACACCUAUGACAAGGAACCAGAUACAUUUAAGGUUGGGGCUAGGGAAGUUAUUCUAGGUCUUGAGUAUGGAAUGAUCUCUAUGUGUGUUGGAGAGAAGAGAUUUAUAGAAGUUCCUUCUGAUAUGGCUUAUGGGGAAGAAGGCAAGCCACCUUCUAUUCCAGCUAAUGCCACCCUUUUAUUUGAAGUUGAAUUAUUAGAAGUUAAAAGAUCAUUAUUAGAAUCCAUUUUAGACAGAAAACUGUGGUUUAUUAUUUAUAUUGUGGCUGGAGUUUUUCUUAUUCUGUUAGUUGUAUUUAAAUGUUUACCAAAUUUCCCAUCACAGAAACAAAAAAUUGCCAAGAAUAAGAAAAAGAAUUAAUGUCUUAACUAGAAAAUUAGUUGACUAUUUUGUAUUGAAGUGGAACCUGCCUUGUUCCACUCAUAAUUUACACUAAAACUGCAAGUUCCAUUUACUACUGUCAGAGUCAUCAAAUUUUUAAAUUGUAGAUUAUUCUAUAACUCGGCAAUAAACAAUUAUAAAACUC
This is a messenger RNA of Patella vulgata (common limpet), 913 nucleotides long. Its product is annotated as peptidyl-prolyl cis-trans isomerase FKBP2. The transcript has 6 exons. Gene Ontology annotation, molecular function: peptidyl-prolyl cis-trans isomerase activity. The record is from RefSeq and is a predicted model, not a curated record. Lineage: Eukaryota; Metazoa; Mollusca; Gastropoda; Patellidae. Gene Ontology annotation, biological process: protein peptidyl-prolyl isomerization. Bases 196 to 747 code for a protein of 183 amino acids.